This is a messenger RNA of Carassius carassius (crucian carp), 3146 nucleotides long. RefSeq names its product volume-regulated anion channel subunit LRRC8E. The coding region runs from base 614 to 3028 and encodes 804 amino acids. NCBI's taxonomy places the organism in Eukaryota, Metazoa, Chordata, Actinopteri, Cypriniformes, Cyprinidae. The record is from RefSeq and is a predicted model, not a curated record. The transcript is spliced from 3 exons. Gene Ontology annotation, molecular function: protein binding.
ACCUGUUUACCCAGUGCACGCGCACAGCUCUGUUACAAGGGAUUUAAUGUUUGCGCGUGCACUGAGCACUUCACAGCGGAAUGCCAAAGUAGGCAGAAAAAAAAGACAGUGAAAUAUGAAGAGGGCUGAAUAUGGACCUGUAGUGACAGGGCUGUUUAAUCGCGUUUAUGAGAAGUAUAUAAGGAUUGUUGCUGAUGUCUGACUCAUUGGGUUCUUAUGAUGAAACUUGUUCUUCUGGGAGGCGCUUCGAGGAUCUCUCGCUGUAGAAAGGCUUCGAGUCGCGGGACAGAGUCUGUUUCCGGGUGAAAAACAGGUGCUGAGGAACAGGUGAAGAACAGGUGAGUUCAGCUCCAGACACUGACACAGCUGCGACUCUGCUUUAGAUCCGUUUAUCUGAGAACUACCAACAAUAGUGCAAUCUGAACACAUGCAUCUGGUCACCUGUGAUCAGCAGCGAUAUUACUGGAACACAGUCUCUGGUUGAGUUGGGAAAGUCAACAUAAUUACUGAAAAGAAAAAACUUCGCAGAAACUGUUGAAAGUGUCUCGUGGUGCUGAGUUCAUCAAUAUCGUAGAUGAUUAAAACCGCAGCUAAGGACUAAUCAGGUGUGGAGAUGAUUCCUGUGAAUGAGUUCCGGAGCAUCACCUCGGAGCAGAACCCUCAGUUCCGGGUCCUGAAGCCCUGGUGGGACGUCCUGUCGGAGUAUCUGGGCAUCACCAUGCUGAUGAUCGGGGUGUUCGGCUGCACGCUUCAGCUGACUCAAGAUAAGAUAUCUUGUCUGCCGAACCGAUUCCCGGAUCUCUCCGGCGGAGAGCGAGACUGCAGUCACCUGCGGCAGGAGAACCAGAGUCUGUGGGAGUUCUCCAUCACCAAACAUCUCGGUCCGGACGUCGUGGAGGUGUUCGGCCGGAAGAACGGUCUGGAUAUCCACCAGUAUGAGUUCGUCAACCACUUCUGCUACGAACGGGCCGUGCACUGGUACGGAAAGUACUUCCCUUACCUAGUGGUGAUCCACAGCAUGAUCUUCAUGGUGGCCAGCAGCUUCUGGUUCAAGUUCCCAGGAACGUCGUCUAAGAUCGAGCUGUUUGUGACCAUACUGGGGAAGUGCUUCGACUCUCCCUGGACCACGAGAGCCAUCAGCGAAGUCUAUGAAGAACGGCGAGAGGAGAGGAUGGUCGUGUGGAGGAAGAACACAAUGACCAAAUCAGCCGCAGACAACAACGACGACAUGGUGUCUCUGAUCCGAUCUUCCAUAAAGUCCGGCUCGGAGCAGAAAUCAGCAGAACCGCAGCCGACCGCGUCGCUCUUGGAUAAGAAGGAAGGUGAGCAGGCCAAGGCCCUGUUUGAGAAAGUCCGUAAGUUUCGGACACACGUGGAGGCGGCGGAUCUGCUUUACUUCAUGUACGUGCUGCAGACGGCGCUGAAGGUCUUCAAAUUCGCUCUCAUCACUGUUUACAGCGUGGCACUGGUCCCCAACAUCCAGAUCGUGGUGAUGUGCUCAGUGCCUCCAGAUCUGACGGGGUUCAGUGUGUUCUGCUGUAACUACAAUAAAGCACACCUGUUCUCUAAAUUAGCCUACUGCUACAUCUGCUUCGUGGGAGUGUACGGACUGCUGUGUGUUUAUUCACUUUACUGGCUGUUUCACCGACCGCUGAAAGAGUAUUCCUUUGAGGCGGUGCGCUUGGAGACGGGAAUAAACGACAUCCCGGAUGUUAAAAAUGACUUUGCGUUUCUCCUGCACCUCAGUGAUCAGUACGACGCCCUGUACUCCAAACGCUUCGCCGUCUUCCUCUCGGAGGUCAGCGAAUGCCGCUUACGGCAGCUCAACCUCAACCUGGAGUGGACGGCCGAUAAACUCCGCGCUCGUCUGUCACGCAACGCCUCCGAGAGGCUGGAGCUCCCUCUGUUCCUGCUCCCAGGGUUACCAGACACUGUCUUUGAGAUCUCCGAGGUCCAGUCGCUCAAACUGGAGCUGAUCAGUAAUGUGAUGAUCCCAGGAACCGUAUCACAGCUUCCAGCCUUACAGGAGAUGGUGUUGAUCCACAGUCCGGCCAAGCUCCAGCUGGAGGCCCUCAGUCAUCUGCGUGAGAACCUGAAGGUUCUGCGGUUGUGCUUCGAGGGCCCGGAGCAGGUUCCGCUGUGGAUGUACAGCUUACAGAGUCUGGAGGAGCUUCACCUGAGCGGCGCUCUGAGCAGCGAGCUCUCCCGCGGUCCGGCGCUGGACUCUUUACGUGAGCUGAAGAACCUGCGCCUGCUGACCUUACGCUGCAAGCUGACCAAGAUCGCGCCCAGUGUUGUGGAUGUUUCCGGUCAGCUCCUGCGACUGUGCGUUCACAACGAGGGCACCAGACUCCAGGUCUACAACAGUCUGAAGAAGCUGGUGAACCUGAGCGCUCUGGAGCUGACGGGCUGCGGUCUGGAGCGGAUCCCCAGCGCCGUCUUCAGCCUGUCCCUCCUGCAGGAGCUGGACCUUCGAGAGAACCGCCUCACCACCGUGGAAGAGAUCUUGAGUCUGCAGCACUGUCGCCGUCUGACCGUCCUCAAGCUCUGGCACAACCACAUCUCCUACAUCCCCGAGCACAUCUGUAAGCUCCGCGCCCUGGAGACACUGGACCUCAGCUGGAACAAGAUCCGCAGUCUUCCACCGCGCCUCUGUUACUGCACCAAACUCCGACACCUGGACCUUUCCCACAACCAGCUGGCGUCUCUGCCCUCGGAGAUCGGCAUCCUUCAGAGUCUGCAGUUCCUCUCGCUGGCCUUUAACUCUCUGGAGAGUCUCCCCGAGGAGCUGUUCUCCUGUAAGAGGCUGAAGGUGCUGGCGCUGGGGAAUAACAGCAUCUCCUCGCUGUCUCCUCGGGUCGGGAAUCUGGCUCAGCUGCUUCAGCUGGAGCUGAAGGGAAACCGUCUGGAGUCUCUGCCUGUGGAGAUCGCUGACUGUCUCUUACUCAAACUGACCGCUGUGAUCGUGGAGGACAGUCUGAUGGACCUUCUGUCUCCAGAAGUGAAGGACAGGAUGAAGCACAGAUAAUCACAGCCCUGGAGCACUGCUCUUAUGCUUUGAACAAAUAUAGCUGAUUUACUUGAUGACAUUGAUUAUAUGAGCUCAUUAACAUGCACUGAUUACAGCACAAUCCUAUCUCCACACA